CCAUACAAGAGAUGAAAACAUUAACGUGACCCGGACCUAUUGACGUGCCAACAGUCCAAACUAGUCAACCCGAACCUGCAAAAAUCCAUGAGGAGAGGACCGCUAGGCUUUUACAAAAGCCAUAAAAUGGAGUCAAGACUGAGACAAUACGUUACGAUAGCUGCUGUUGUAGCUACAUAUUGGUGUGUGUCCAUAUCUAUGGUGUUUCUUAACAAGUAUCUGUUGAGCAGUGAGGAUCUUAAGUUGAACGCCCCUUUAUUUAUCACAUGGUACCAGUGUGUUGUAACAGUCGGGAUAUGUCUUGGACUGAGUUACCUGUCGAAGCUCUUCCCAAAUCAUGUCACCUUUCCACAGGUUGAUUUUGAUCUAAAGAUAUGCAGAGCAACACUACCUCUGUCCAUUGUUUUUGUAUCCAUGAUAUCAUUUAACAACUUGUGUUUGAAGUUUGUUGGUGUGGCAUUUUACUAUGUAGGCAGAUCAUUAACAACAGUAUUCAAUGUGGUGUUUUCUUACUUCAUUCUGAAACAAACAACAUCGUGGAAGGCAAUGGGAUGCUGUGGUAUAAUUAUAUGUGGAUUUUUCAUGGGCGUCGACCAAGAAAAAGUAGCAGGAUCAUUGUCAGUUAUGGGUGUAGUAUUUGGAGUUUUAGCCAGUGCUAGUGUAGCAAUGAAUUCUAUAUAUACAAAGAAAGUUCUGCCAUUGGUUGACAAUAAUAUAUGGAGACUGACAUUAUAUAAUAACAUCAAUGCAUCCUUUCUCUUCCUUCCACUGAUGGCAUUGUUUGGAGAGGCACCGGAGGUCAUAUUUUUCCCCAAACUUGGAAAUCUGUCCUUUUGGUUUUACAUGACAUUAGGUGGAGUGUUUGGUUUUGCCAUAGGCUAUGUUACUGGACUACAGAUCAAAGUUACUUCUCCGUUAACACAUAAUAUAUCCGGCACGGCUAAAGCAUGUGCUCAGACUGUUUUAGCAUGUACUUAUUACGGUGAUAUUAAAUCGACUCUGUGGUGGACCAGUAAUGCUGUAGUGCUGGCGGGAUCAGGAGGUUAUACAGAGGUUAGACGAAGAGAAAUGGACCAACAACGUAAGGAGGCAGUGAUGGUUUUAGCAGAUAAAGUAAAUGAAGAUAAAGAUCAGCCCUGAUUUUAUUUUAUAGCCUAAGUACUAAAAUAUCUAUGAUCGGUUUGAUACUCAAUGUGGGAUUUCAUAAUACUUACAAAACCACGGCUGGUGAGGAUAUGUAUUACAUACAUUAUUUGCAUUGAAUAAGUAUUGAUUUAGGUAGGUAAUUUCAAAGAUAUGUGGGCUCCCUAUUAUGUUAGAUAAUGAUUUUUCAAUUUAUAAAGUGUAUCUUUUUUUUUUUUUAUUUAAUUCAAAAACUAGUCAGUACAAUUAAUUCCAAUAAAAAAGACUUGGACUUUGUAAUAUUUUUACUGUUACACAUAGGGAUAUGCAUCCUGUAUCUAAAUCUUUUGCUAUACAUCCGAGUUGAUUUAAUGAAAAAUUCAAAGAAUCUUUAUAACAUGACCCCUUUGUGUACCUCUAAAUUCAAUAUUGUUUACAUUAUAGGAAAAAAAGGCGUACAUGGGAGGGGUGAUAUGGAUGUUUGAGCUGUGUUCUCAUGUUUUCUAGUUUAUAUUAUUAUUUUUUGAACUUCGAAAUAAAAAUAAAUUAUGAAUACAUUCAUGACAUUGUAAUUGGAUUGAGUUUGAUUUUUAAGGGUGAUUUUUUUCCCAGGCUUAAAUGUUUCAAAAUUGUAAGAAAUUUUUGGGUAAUGGCAAGAUGUUACUACUAUUACUUAAUUUAAAUUUUACAUUGAAAAGAAAGGAUCAGAUAUACUAUAUGUACUAAGCUAUUGGUUAACUUAAUGUUAACGUUUAACAAGAUUAUCUUGAGAGUUUCAGGAAUUUAGGGGGCAAACCUUAUUAAUGGCUAUUAAUUAAAUGUUUACAGUUUAAACUUUUUAUUAACAACAAUAGAAAUUUAGUUUCUAGAAUGUCAUAAUGUCAAAAGGACCACACAAAAUAUUCUAUUAUAAUGGAUGUUCUAAAUAUUGAGAGUUCAAAAAAUAUUUAAUUUGGACCAUAUAGACACAAAAUGUGUUCCAGAAAUCUGUGUUAUUCUUAUUGGUGUUCUACUUGUUCUAGAAAUCCAAUUUUCAUGGUGUUUAGGAAAAAUAGACUUAAGUGAUUUAUUUCUAGAUUUUAUACAAAGGGUUUUAUAUAUUUGGUAUUUAUAUAAUGAGGCAUGUUUUGUACAUAUUGUUUGUUAACUUGUUAUGUUUAAGAUAAAUGGUUAAUUAUAAAAUAUCAGUAGGAUUUGUUCUUCUAUAGAUUCCUACUUUAAACCUGUUAGAUUUAUAGUCUUUUGUCUAGGAAUUUUUUUCCAGAUCUCUGUCUCCAUGUUGUUUCCUUUCGAUGUCUGACAUUGUCAGGUAAAAUGACGACAUAAAUGUUUUAGAUGAUUAAUGAGGCAGCAACCCAGUGACACAAAUAAGCAAAAGACAACUAGAGGCCAAUAUACAGUCUAUAUAACAAUGGGCAGCUGUCUGUAUUUUAUUUCAAUCUCUAAAUUAUCUUAAAAGAUUAAAUUGAACAAAAAAUAUCAAAGCUAUCUUAUCAACAUCCAAUUCUCCAAAUAUCAAAAAACAUGCAAUUUUGUCUUAUCUAAUGCAUUGAAUACUCUCAGUGGUUACAUGUGCAUGCAUGGCCACAACCAAUUCUUAGAUAAUUAUUGAAAUAUUCGUGUUUUAUGCAAAUACAUUACUGACCAAAUGGCAUAGGAUGAAGGUCAUAUAUUUCACUGAUACAUUACAGGCUUUAAAGUCUGAGGUUUAACAUUAAAGUUCAUUUAUAAAAAACUAUAAAGUCUUUACAAAUUUGGUUGCUUCUGCAGCAGAUCAUGCUGACACAUAUUUCUUACUUUAAAAAUUGACUUUGUUGAACUUUUAACCUUCAAUUGUAAAUAGGUAUAUAGGCAUGAUAGUUAUGUAUUGCAUUCAUUGGUUGAUGUAAACACAUGAAUCUCUUCAGAUGUAGUCAUUAUAGUAUGAUUAUACCUUAACAUAUCAGUCAUUUUCACAUUGCUUCCAUAAUCAUGAUAAUGAUUAUUAUUACCGGUCUAUGCUUAUAGAGAUGAUUGUGGAAAAAAUGUGUCAUCAUAUACUAAAAAAUUGAGAAUGGAAAUGGGGAAUAUGUCAAAGAGACAACAACCCGACCAAAGAGUAUGUAUGUUUUUGUACCUUUUUGUAUGGUAAAGUAUCACAAAUCAUCUGAAUUUUUUGUUUGUUCUCUUUUAUUUUGCUAUUAUUGUAUGUUAACCAAUUUAAUAAUAGUAAGAAACUAAGAUACAUAAGUAGUAUUUUUUUAAAGAAAUCCCUUUAGGUACAUUUUUUUAUUGUCUCGUCUUGACGUAGUCGAAAAGCAAGGCUUAGAUAUGCUGUUUCCGAUGGCGUUGGCACAGUCGACAGCGUCAACAAUGUAUUAGUUUGUGAUAAGGUCAGUUUAUGGGGAACCACUAGUGGUAGGUCAAUGAUAUUUGGUAUGCAGUUGUAUUAGCAUUGGCACAUCUGAUUUCCAUGGAGAUUAAAUUUUUUUUGUAAAUUGAAUAGAAUUCUAAAAAUAACUUCAAUUUGUGAUAAGAGCAGGUUUUCCACAUACAAUAUUUAUUUAAUCCAUACAUGUGUUGAGCAUUUUCAUCACUUUUGGGCAUUAAUCAUACACAUAAGAAUUGUCAUAUCAGUACUGUAAAUUCAG
Messenger RNA from Mytilus californianus (California mussel), 3752 nucleotides. RefSeq names its product GDP-fucose transporter 1-like. Lineage: Eukaryota; Metazoa; Mollusca; Bivalvia; Mytilida; Mytilidae. Gene Ontology annotation, cellular component: Golgi apparatus. The record is from RefSeq and is a predicted model, not a curated record. Gene Ontology annotation, molecular function: antiporter activity. Gene Ontology annotation, biological process: GDP-fucose import into Golgi lumen; protein O-linked glycosylation via fucose. The transcript has 6 exons. Bases 88 to 1140 code for a protein of 350 amino acids.